AUGGCCAGAGUGAUCAAACUGUUCGGUUUGCUGUGUUUAGUGGUGGUGACACUCGCGGCGGAAGUUCGCGUGAAACGUCAAGAUGACGACCAGGAUCCGGAUUCGGUGAACGUCGAGGAGCUGUGCAAGGAUCGGCCGGGAGACGAGUACUUCCGCCUGUCCACCGAAGGCGACUGCCGUGAAGUUGUGAGGUGCGACGAUGCGGGAGAGAACGGCAUCACGCGGCUCGCGACCGUUCGUUGCCCGACCGGGCUGUACUUUGACGUGCUGCGUCAAACGUGCGACUGGAAAACGAACGUGAAAAACUGCGACCAGCUAGGAAAACCACGUAAGGUUCUGCCCAUCCUGAAGACGGAUGAACCGAUCUGCCCGGAGGGAAAACUCUCCUGCGGCAACGGCGAAUGUCUUGACAAGGAGCUGUUCUGUAACGGCAAGCCCGACUGCAAGGACGAGUCCGACGAAAAUGCGUGCACCGUCGAAUUGGAUCCAAACCGUGCGCCGGAUUGCGAUACGAACCAGUGUGUGCUGCCGGAUUGUUUCUGCUCGGCCGACGGUACGCGCAUUCCCGGAAACAUUGAACCGCAGCAGGUGCCACAGAUGAUCACCAUCACCUUCAACGGUGCGAUCAACGUGGACAACAUCGACCUGUACGAGGACAUCUUCAACGGGCAGCGACAGAACCCGAACGGUUGCCAGAUCCGCGGUACAUACUUCGUCUCGCACAAGUACACCAACUACUCGGCCGUGCAGGACCUGCACCGCAAGGGACACGAGAUUUCGGUCUUCUCGCUCACGCACAAGGACGACCCGAACUACUGGACGCAGGGCACGUACGACGACUGGCUGGCGGAGAUGGCCGGCGCUCGGUUGAUUGUGGAACGUUUCGCCAACAUUACCGAUGGCUCGAUCAUCGGUGUCCGUGCGCCGUAUCUGCGCGUCGGUGGUAACAAGCAGUUCGAGAUGAUGGCCGACCAGUUCUUCGUGUAUGACGCCUCGAUCACUGCCUCGCUCGGACGCGUGCCCAUCUGGCCGUACACGCUGUACUUCCGUAUGCCGCACAAGUGCAACGGCAAUGCCCACAACUGCCCGUCCCGUAGCCACCCGGUGUGGGAGAUGGUGAUGAACGAGCUCGACCGUCGUGAUGAUCCCACGUUCGACGAGUCACUGCCCGGUUGCCACAUGGUCGACUCCUGCUCGAACAUCCAGUCCGGCGAGCAGUUCGGUCGCCUUCUGCGUCACAACUUCAACCGCCACUACAAUAGCAACCGUGCGCCGCUCGGUCUCCACUUCCACGCGUCCUGGCUGAAGUCCAAGAAGGAGUACCGCGAGGAGCUGAUCAAGUUCAUCGAGGAGAUGCUCGGCCGUAACGACGUGUUCUUCGUCACCAUGCUGCAGGUCAUCCAGUGGAUGCAGAACCCCACCGAACUGAACGCGCUCCGUGACUUCCAGGAGUGGAAGGAGAAGUGCGAUGUCAAGGGUCAGCCCUACUGCUCGCUGCCGAACGCCUGCCCGCUGACGACCCGCGAACUGCCCGGCGAGACGCUGCGUCUGUUCACCUGCAUGGAGUGCCCGAACAACUACCCCUGGAUCCUGGAUCCGACCGGCGAUGGCUUCUCGAAGAAGUAA
Messenger RNA from Anopheles coustani, 1626 nucleotides. It is a transcript of the gene verm, whose product is annotated as chitin deacetylase 1. Gene Ontology annotation, cellular component: extracellular region. Bases 1 to 1626 code for a protein of 541 amino acids. The transcript has 5 exons. Gene Ontology annotation, molecular function: chitin binding; protein binding. Lineage: Eukaryota; Metazoa; Arthropoda; Insecta; Diptera; Culicidae. Gene Ontology annotation, biological process: carbohydrate metabolic process. The record is from RefSeq and is a predicted model, not a curated record.